Molecule: messenger RNA, 1623 nt
Organism: Perca flavescens (yellow perch)
Lineage: Eukaryota; Metazoa; Chordata; Actinopteri; Perciformes; Percidae
Gene: gabrb2a
Product: gamma-aminobutyric acid type A receptor subunit beta2a
Exons: 10
Coding region: 19-1599 (526 amino acids)
Biological process (GO): monoatomic ion transmembrane transport
Cellular component (GO): membrane
Molecular function (GO): extracellular ligand-gated monoatomic ion channel activity; GABA-A receptor activity
Source: RefSeq, a predicted model, not a curated record
CGCCUCAAUACUGUUGCGAUGGGGAGGAUCAGGAAAAACGACUUUUGGAUUUUGACUUUUUCUUUACUAGUGACUUUUGUCUGUGCUCAAAGCGUCAAGGAUCUCAAAGAUCCGAGCAAUAUGCCUCUGGUAAAAGAAACAGUGGACAGACUGAUGAAAGGAUACGACAUUCGGUUGAGGCCAGAUUUCGGAGGUGCGCCGGUGGCUGUGGGAAUGAAUAUAGACAUAGCCAGCAUAGACAUGGUGUCUGAAGUCAAUAUGGACUACACCUUGACGAUGUACUUCCAGCAAGCGUGGCGGGACAAGCGCCUGUCCUACUCUGAGAUCGCCUACAACCUGACUCUGGAUAACCGAGUGGCGGAUCAGCUGUGGGUCCCCGACACCUACUUCCUCAACGACAAGAAGUCCUUCGUUCACGGCGUCACCGUCAAGAACAGGAUGAUCCGUCUCCACCCUGAUGGCACGGUGCUUUAUGGACUCAGGAUCACCACAACCGCAGCCUGCAUGAUGGACCUGCGCCGCUACCCUCUAGAUGAGCAAAACUGCACCCUGGAGAUUGAAAGCUAUGGCUACACCACAGAUGAUAUUGAGUUUUACUGGCGAGGUGGAGAAGGGGCUGUGUCCGGGGUUGACAGAAUAGAACUGCCACAGUUCUCUAUUGUCGACUAUAAACUCAUCUCUAAAAACGUGGUCUUCUCUACAGGUUCCUACCCCCGCCUGUCCCUCAGCUUCAAACUGAAGAGGAACAUUGGUUACUUCAUCCUGCAGACAUACAUGCCUUCCAUCCUGAUUACCAUCCUCUCCUGGGUCUCCUUCUGGAUCAACUACGACGCCUCAGCUGCCAGAGUGGCCCUGGGGAUCACUACGGUGCUGACCAUGACCACCAUCAACACCCACUUGCGAGAGACGCUCCCAAAGAUUCCCUACGUGAAGGCUAUUGACAUGUACCUGAUGGGCUGCUUUGUGUUUGUCUUCCUGGCCCUGCUGGAGUACGCCUUCGUCAACUACAUCUUCUUCGGCCAGGGCCCCCAGCGACAGAAGAAGGCGGCUGAGAAAGCAGCCACGGCCAAUAACGAGAAGCUGAGACCCGACCCCAACAAGUGGCUGGUGGGAAAUGUAGUUCAGAGAGAUGAUGCUCUGUAUGCCAGAAUGAAACAGAGGGAAAUUGACGCAUAUGACUCGAUGUGGGAUCCCAUCUUUGUGGACGAUGCCGCAUUAGGACUAGGCGAGCAAAGAAAUAAGAUGACUCCCGACGACAACAUCCUGUUCAGCACCCUGGAGAUGAAGAAUGAGAUGGGUGGUGGCGGUGAUCUGUCCCGGGGCCUGGGAGCACCUGGAGACCCCCGCAACACCAUGCUGGCCUAUGAUAGCUCGACGCUGCAGUACCGCAGGGCAGCCAUGGCCCGCCAGAACUAUGGCCAUAGCGCCUUGGAGCGCCACGCCCAGAAGAAGUCGCGCCUACGAAGACGGGCCUCACAGCUCAAGGUGAAUAUCCCAGACCUGUCUGACGUGAACUCUAUCGAUAAAUGGUCCAGGAUGAUCUUCCCCACCGUCUUCUCCUUCUUCAACGUCGUCUACUGGCUCUACUACGUCCAUUAAACCCGGCGGCGUCCGGUGGCCAGC